UAGAAGGUAAACCAAUCUAUGUAGACUGUUUUGGAAACCUGGUUCCUCUAACAAAAAGUGGCCAGCAUCAUGUCUUCAGCUUCUAUGCCUUUAAAGAGAAUCGACUGGCUCUUUUUAUCAAAAUACGAGACAACACUCAAGAGCCUUGUGGACGUUUGUCCUUCACAAAAGAACCAAGAUCUUAUAGGACUUUGACUCAUAGUGCAAUAUGCAAUUUAAACAUCACCCUGCCAGCUUACUCAAAGGAAUCAGAUUCAGAACAAGAACCUGAUGAGGAGACAAGCCGAACACUUGAGAAAUUAGAUCCACAGGAUGAGGCUGACAGGAAAGAGGGGCGUCUGGCUUUAAUAGCAGAUCACCUUGGUUUCAGCUGGUCAGAAUUGGCUCGAGAGCUUGAAUUCAGUGAGCUACAGAUCAAUCAGAUAAGAAAUGAGAAUCCAAAUUCUCUACAAGACCAAAGCCAUGCCCUCAUAAGGCUAUGGAAAGAAAGGGAGGGCAAAAAUGCUACAGCAGAGACCACUUUGAUGAAGACACUUACAAAAAUAAAUCGUAUGGACAUUGUUCAUCUCAUCGAAACAAAAAUCAUCCAGUCCAGUCAAGACCAGACAUCACACACCUAUGCAGAAAUUGAGCAAACCAUAUCAUUGGAUCAUAGUGAAGGUUUUUCAGCCCUACAGGAGGACAUGGACAGCCCCAGGCCAGGUCGGCGAGCAGAAGUCACACAAAAAGGAUCAGAACUUGGGCCUCUGGUGGCAUCUGUCGAGGAUCUCUCCUGCAAUGUAUCUUCCCUUGAUGAUACCCAAAAAGAGAGGUUGCUGACAGACAAAGAGAUGGGUUCAGAGGUGGUCGGAGCCUCAGCACAUAGUUCCGUUGAUAUGGUUGGACUGAGGCAACAAUUCCCUGGCACUAUCAAAAGAGGUGACGAGAUGCCUGAAAUCCCUCCUCAGACUGUGACAGAAGAGAAAUACACUGACGAGUAUGGGAACAUGGUGGUCAAAAAGAUAACAAGGAAAGUCAUCCGUAAGUAUGUGUCAGCAGAUGGAGUAGAGAGAGAGGAAGUGAUGCUGGAGGGUCCGCAGCAGGAAGCUGUCACUGUGGAUGAGGCUGACGGUUUCUCUAAAGCUGUGAAGAGGACAGUGGUGCAGAGCGGGGGAGAGCAGACCGAGGUAAUGUUCUCUGAACCUUUAUCUUACAUUGGGGCGACAUCUUCUGAGUUCGAGGAAGAGCCUGUCCAAGGUCGGAAGGUCAGCAAAGUCAUCAAAACUAUGGUUGUGCAAGGUGAACGAAUGGAAAAACUAAUUGGAGACCCUUCACUCUCAUCGGAUCUCCCAUCAGCCAAAGACGACUUUGAAAAGGCUUUGAGCUAUGUAGGAAGCUUUGGAAAAGUGCACCUGCCUCAUUUAGUUGAGAAAGAGAUGGUCAAAGAGGAUGGAUCAGUGGUCAGAAGGUCUGGACAUUGGCACGUCCGUUUAACAUGUAGCUGUUUAGGAGAAUGGUGUGAUAAUAAAAGAGCAGUUACUAAUACCUAAUCCACCAAGUGUUACAACAAAAUGCAUUUUUUAAAUAUGUCCAAUUAUGCCCCUUUUUACAAGAAUGGUGUCCCCAGAUUCAGAGUGUCUCUGAAGUUUCAGCUCAAAAUGUCCCACAGAUCAUUUAUUAUACCAUACUAUAAACGUCCCCUUUUGUCUGGAAGCAAAAACAUGCUGUUCUUGA
Messenger RNA from Sinocyclocheilus grahami, 1713 nucleotides. RefSeq names its product ankyrin-2-like. The coding region runs from base 525 to 1529 and encodes 334 amino acids. The transcript has 13 exons. NCBI's taxonomy places the organism in Eukaryota, Metazoa, Chordata, Actinopteri, Cypriniformes, Cyprinidae. The record is from RefSeq and is a predicted model, not a curated record.